This is a messenger RNA of Mastomys coucha (southern multimammate mouse), 2336 nucleotides long. It is a transcript of the gene Stradb, whose product is annotated as STE20 related adaptor beta. The coding region runs from base 405 to 1661 and encodes 418 amino acids. Gene Ontology annotation, molecular function: protein serine/threonine kinase activator activity; ATP binding; protein kinase activity. The record is from RefSeq and is a predicted model, not a curated record. The transcript has 12 exons. Gene Ontology annotation, biological process: protein phosphorylation. NCBI's taxonomy places the organism in Eukaryota, Metazoa, Chordata, Mammalia, Rodentia, Muridae.
CUUUCCGUCCCGCCUACAGCUCGAGGGCCCCUCCUCCUCACUACGGAGCUAGAAGCUGGAGGUGCGGUGGGGCGGAGCGGCGGGCCCCGACCCCGCUGGGGUGGGGCGAAUCCCGUCCCUGCCGGUUGCCCCGGGCUAGGGCAGAGGUCCAGGCCUACAGGCUCUCUUGCGGCUGUGCUGCACUUCUGUGCCUUGAGGCUCGCUCUGGAAGCCGGCCUAGUGUUUUCGCGAGGCAGGUCCCGGGGCUCGCGCGUGUCUCCUCCUCUCAGCGCCCGCUGCCUGGAGAGUCGCUGGCCUUGGUCGCCGCUUAGUGGGCUAUAUCUGCAACCUGAAGAGAAGAUAAAGGAAAAAUCUUCUUUGGAAUAGAUGGGAUUUUGUCACUUUCUGUGAACUAAAGCGAUUCAAUGUCUCUUUUGGAUUGUUUCUGUGCUUCACGAACACGAGUUGAAUCACUCAGACCCGAAAAACAGUCUGAAACCAGUAUCCAUCAGUACUUGGUUGAUGAGCCAGCGAUUUCCUGGCCCCUUCCGUCUUCCAGAGCCAAUGAAGUGAUAUGCUCCACUAACGUCUCUCACUAUGAACUGCAAGUGGAAAUAGGAAGAGGGUUUGACAACUUGACCUCUGUUCAUCUUGCACGGCACACUCCUACAGGAACACUGGUAACUAUAAAAAUUACAAACCUGGAAACCUGUACUGAAGAACGUCUGAAAGCUUUACAGAGAGCGGUGAUUCUAUCUCACUUUUUCCAGCAUCCCAAUAUUACAACUUAUUGGACAGUUUUCACUGUUGGCAGCUGGCUUUGGGUUAUUUCUCCAUUUAUGGCCUAUGGUUCAGCAAGUCAGCUCCUAAGGACCUACUUUCCUGAUGGAAUGAGUGAAACUUUAAUAAGAAACAUUCUCUUUGGAGCAGUACAAGGGUUGAACUAUCUGCACCAAAAUGGCUGUAUCCAUAGGAGUUUUAAAGCCAGCCAUAUCCUCAUUUCUGGUGAUGGCCUGGUGACCCUCUCUGGCCUGUCCCACCUGCAUAGUUUGGUUAAGCACGGACAAAGGCAUAGGGCUGUGUUUGAUUUCCCACAGUUCAGCACAUCAGUGCAGCCGUGGCUGAGUCCAGAACUACUGAGACAGGAUUUACAUGGAUAUAAUGUGAAGUCAGAUAUUUACAGUGUUGGGAUCACAGCAUGUGAGUUGGCCAGCGGGCAGGUACCUUUCCAGGACAUGCAUAGGACUCAGAUGCUAUUACAGAAACUGAAAGGUCCUCCGUAUAGCCCACUGGAUGUCAGUAUUUUUCCUCAGUCAGACUCUAGAAUGAGAAAUUCCCAGUCAGGAGUAGACUCUGGGAUUGGAGAGAGCGUGCUUGUCUCCACUGGAACUCACACAGUCAAUAGUGACCGACUCCAUACACCAUCCACAAAAACGUUCUCUCCUGCCUUUUUUAGCUUGGUGCAGCUGUGUUUGCAGCAAGAUCCUGAGAAAAGGCCAUCAGCAAGCAGUUUGUUGUCCCAUGUGUUCUUCAAGCAGAUGAAAGAAGAAAGCCAGGACUCCAUACUCUCACUGUUGCCACCUGCUUAUAACAGGCCAGCAGCAUCAGUACCGCCAGUGUCUCCGUGGAGUGAACUGGAAUUCCAGUUUCCUGAUGACAAAGACCCAGUCUGGGAAUUCUAGAGUUGCCAAAUCAUUUCAUGUCCUCUAUACUUGACAGCCUCUCCUUGCUGCUUGUCUUCUGUCUUGUUAGGUACAAAUGACAAAUCUAUACUUGAAAAUACAGUUGGUGCACUGGAGAAUUGAUCAGUUAAACCACUCUGUCCAUGGGCGUGGAUUUACCCUCUCUGCCCAGAUCAGACCACCCAUAGGACUUCGUCAGUUACUGCCCAGCUCAGCUAGUGUCCACUUGUCCUUCCCUUCUCUCUCUCUUUUCUUUUCUUUUCCACUUUCUAAGCUAUGACUGGUACUUUCUGGGUUUCAGUGUAACUUUUGAGUGGUUAACUUUCUUCUAUAUUUUAUUAUUCUCUGGGAAUGAACCCUUCCUCAGAGGACAAUGCUUCCAGAACAUCUUUUCUUCCAGAUUCACUAUCCUUUUAAAUCAGCUAUUGUUAGAUGAACAGGCUGGUUUAUUCUGGUACAAAGCCCUUUUUUGGAGAAGGGAAAAUGUUUCUACUGUCCCUUUUACAUACAGCAACAUCAAGCUGAGCCUUGCUCACAUUAAACAAUUCACUUGAACUAUAAAGAUGCAAUUUGCAUUUUAAAAGGGAGGAGGCUAACAACACUUUUCUACCUGUGUAAAUUAUAGAUCAUUAAUUCAUGCACCCUGUGGGAGCUCAAUAAAAAUGUUAAAUUGAA